AUGGAUGAAUACAUUUAUGUUGAUUGUUUCCACGGGAACAUGCUAUUCAAAGUUACACUCGCUACAACGGAUUUACCAGAGGAGACAGAAGCACCAGGAGCGACUGAGGGGCCAGAGGAGACAGAAGCACCAGAAGUGACUGAGGGGCCAGAGGAGACCGAAGCACCAGGAGCGACUGAGGGGCCAGAGGAGACUGAAGCACCAGGAGUGACUGAGGGGCCAGAGGAGACGGAAUCACCAGGGGCCACUGAGGGGCCAGAGGAGACUGAAGCACCAGAAGUGACUGAGGGGCCAGAGGAGACUGAAGCACCAGAACCAACAGAAGGACCAGAGGAGACAGAAGCACCAGGGGCGACUGAGGGGCCAGAGGAGACUGAAGCACCAGAAGUUACUGAGGGGCCAGAGGAGACCGAAGCACCAGGAGCGACUGAGGGGCCAGAGGAGACUGAAGCACCAGAACCAACAGAAGGACCAGAGGAGACAGAAGCACCAGGGGCGACUGAGGGGCCAGAGGAGACUGAAGCACCUGGAGCAACUGAAGGACCAGAGGAGACAGAGGCACCAGGAGCUACUGAGGGACCAGAGGAGACUGAAGCACCAGAACCAACAGAAGGACCAGAGGAGACAGAAGCACCUGAAGUGGAAGAGGGAGGGGAAGAAAAUGAGUUCAGGUGCGACAGAUAUAUGCAUCCUUUUAUCACACCAAUGAAAGCUAGCUCCUUGCUGUCCAUAGCUUUCUCUUAA
Molecule: messenger RNA, 744 nt
Organism: Pocillopora verrucosa
Lineage: Eukaryota; Metazoa; Cnidaria; Anthozoa; Scleractinia; Pocilloporidae
Source: RefSeq, a predicted model, not a curated record